AAGGGAUAUAAGCGGCCGCAUAUCAUUGACGCCCGCAAUGACUACAUCGAUAAGGAAUUGGUGACAUUCAUCCUCAUCCGUAAGAAUCGUAUAGUUGAGGAAGGACAUGAACAUGAGUUUAUAAAGACGGUGAAGGAAUAGAAUAACUGUAUUCAGAGAUGGAUUAGAGAAUACAAAAGGAUAAUACACCAAGUCAUAAGAUGUCUUGGUUGUCAACGCUAUGAGGAGAGCGCGGGGUCUACGCAGUCGUGGAGAAAAGUGUGUACCUAAUGCGAUGCACUGCGAUGAUGUGGUCAUUUCUGUUACCGACAGCAGACGAUUACGGAUAGCUUGGCUUGGCUUGUAUGAGGGGAUGAUGCGAUGCAUUUGUGUAUAGUGCUUAGUACAUGAUGUAUUGCAGGAAUGAAGAAAGACAGUGAAUGUUGUCAGCAAUGCAUUCGUUGCAGUCCCCUAAACCGUUCGUACGUUCCCAUCACCGCCAUGAAUACGGUCAUGUUCCGAACUGGCGUCCUUCGAAAAAUCUACAUUCUGUUCAUCAUCCUCGCCACGGUCUUGCUUUUUUACUUCGUCCGACCACUCCAGGAUACCUACAUCAGCAGCGUGAAAGAUGGCGAUAUGCUAGGAAAGAAAGAUGGAAUGGACUAUGAUGAUCAGGCGGAGUCCGGGAUUCUUCACGUAAUCAUCAGUUAUCUCCGUUCUCUUAUAGGCCUUGGAUUGGAGGGCAGUAGUGGCAUAUCCAAAACAAAGAUUGUAUACGACUCUCACGCCCGACGCUUGGUGGACAACCUAGAAAUGCGAAUCUUUCAGAAUAAAACAAAUUCUAGUGAAGUGACUGGUAUCAAGCCACCAAAGAAAACUGGCAUCAACAGUCUGUCAUAUCAUGAAACAAACAUAACAGAUGGCAGUCGGUCUCAAUGUAUUCCUGGAAAAACGCGAGAUAGAAUGCUCAAUCUCUUUGGGAACAGAUACGAUGUCAACAUUCAUCCCUUUAUUGGAGCGGAAACGGAAGUAUCAAGUCUUGUAUCACUUCCACCACCGUUUGGGUUUAAAAAAUUAGAGAGUGUGUUAAAGAAAGCUGUAUCUGUCAUCAAUAAGUCAGACUUCUCCGAAAUUACGAGUAAAUCAUGUAGUCGUUGUGUCGUAGUCGGAAACGGAGGCGUCAUGAAAGAUUCUUCAAUGGGUGCCAUCAUUGACGAUUUCGACGUCGUCAUAAGGCUGAAUGAUGCUCCUACAAUAACGUAUGAGAAGGAUGUUGGUUCAAAGACGACAAUCCGCAUGGCUUACCCAGAAAGUAGCUUUCAGUCGGCGAUUCCUUACAAAGGUCACUGGCUCUACGUCAUUGUUAUCUUUAAACAAACCGACCUGGAAUGGAUAUCGAAUGUAGCUGCUGGAAAGAAAGUGCCAUCAUCUUUGCGCUUUUGGAAGUCGGUAGCUCGAUCCGUGCCCAAACCUGCCGAUGAAUUCCGUAUCUUCAAUCCGCAUAUCAUUCAAGAGACGGCAGAACUUGUCGGCAUGAAAAUUGGCAAUGGUAAAGUCGGAAAAAACGUGCCAACGACUGGAAGUUUUGCGAUCUCCAUGGCAACACGGUUGUGUGAUGAAGUCAGCGUAGCUGGGUUUGGAUAUGAUGAAAGUAAACCACUUCACUACUAUGAUAAACAACAGAUAAAGGUCGUGAAAAAUUCUUGGACUCACAACAUCAAUAUAGAGAAAAAAUGGCUGCUAAAAUUGGUUCAACAAGGUAUCGUACAUGACUUGACAGGUGGAAUCAAAUAACAUUGUAGACAAUAAAAUCCCGACGAGCUAUCAUGGUCAUGAUUUGGGCCAUGAGGCACUGUGGUCAACUUGGAUUGUAGAAUAAAAUUUAUAGGAUGGGCAGUGUCAGCAUUUGCAUUUUUCACUUUUCACAACUUUUGUAAAGAUUAUUUUUCUAUCGAAAUGGGCAAGAAGGAUAAUCGCAAAUAUUAUAUUUUGAAAUAUCCACUAGCAAAACUCGACAACAUGUAAAUUCAGCUGUGCCUGAAAAGCCUGAUGCGGUAUUAUAUAAUACUUUAUAUCAUCACGUGAUUUGGAGUUGACCUCAAGGUGCAUAUUUGUACCGAUAUUCCUUUUUUUUUCCGAAUCCUGAUGAGACGAUCAUUCCGACAAGUAGCGAGUAUCAGGACUGGCGAGUACCAAUCCAUCAAUUAAGAUCUUCUACCCUUCGUGCCUAUAUCAUGUACUUAUAAGAGGGAAAAACAUUUUUCUUCAAGAGUUUUCAGGAUCAAAGAGUGAUUAACAAAGACAGGAAUAAUUCUCAAUUGAAUGAGAUGAAAAGAGGCUGCUUCAUUUGAGAACUGUGAAUUUACAAUUUCACAUUCAUCCUAUCAGUGAGCAUAUGCAUACAACUUAGAGGCAUUUGAUAAUAUCAAAAAGAGGCUGUUUGUAUUGUGAUUGCCAUUCUGAAGAUCAGUGGAACAGAUUGAGGCAGUGCAAUCAAGCUCUACGGGUUAUCCCACCGCUUGACCUACAUCUUUAUCGGGUGCUUGUAUUUAAAUUAUUAUGAGAAGGUAUGAUUGAUGUUGUUUUAAAAUAGGUGUUAAUUGUAUUUAUUUAUUAAAUAUGCCUGAAUUGAAGAUGUAUACACUGGUAAAUUGAGUUCUUCAACGAUCUGAUCGUUUGAGGGGUUCCUCAGCACCUUGCAUAAUAAUAAAAGAUCUUGAUUAAUCGUAUUUAAAUAAUUAUGUCCAUUUUCGGCAUGAGUUGGAAUAUUUCUCUCUUUCUCCUCUUCAAGGUGUUUGAGUUAUGGGCAUAUUCAAGGUACUUUUUUACGUACG
Messenger RNA from Lytechinus variegatus (green sea urchin), 2813 nucleotides. RefSeq names its product CMP-N-acetylneuraminate-beta-1,4-galactoside alpha-2,3-sialyltransferase-like. NCBI's taxonomy places the organism in Eukaryota, Metazoa, Echinodermata, Echinoidea, Temnopleuroida, Toxopneustidae. The transcript has 11 exons. Bases 403 to 1773 code for a protein of 456 amino acids. Gene Ontology annotation, molecular function: sialyltransferase activity. The record is from RefSeq and is a predicted model, not a curated record.